Messenger RNA from Osmerus eperlanus (European smelt), 828 nucleotides. RefSeq lists its product as uncharacterized. NCBI's taxonomy places the organism in Eukaryota, Metazoa, Chordata, Actinopteri, Osmeriformes, Osmeridae. The coding region runs from base 1 to 828 and encodes 275 amino acids. The record is from RefSeq and is a predicted model, not a curated record. The transcript is spliced from 5 exons.
AUGGCACUGACAGCGACCCUCUGCACCACCAAACCCAGCCCGUAUUACAGGCCCCCUGAGCUCCAGAUAAAGGUCCUGUUAAUUAAAGAUCAGGCAAGAGUCAUCGCCUGGGAGUUCAGGCAGAGCUCUGCGGUGGCUAAAACCACAAAGAAUAAUAGAAUUGUGGCCAUCACGGACGGGGAGACGGUGACAAAAAUCACCAUCUUUGAGGAGUUCUCCUCCAAGAUCACGGAGGGGAAAAGACGGGCUUAUGGAGCAGGCGAGAGCCCUCCUCUGUCCCCCGUCCUUAAAGACAAACCUGCAGAAGGUGAAGGACAGCAAGGGCCUCCUCACAGUGGAGGGGGACAUUGUGCAAGUAUGCUGAUUCUGUUCAUAAGCCUUUCAGCUGUGAAAAAAGUCCGCAGUGGGAGAGAGGAGGUGCCACUGAGAGAGCUGAAGCUCCGGCAGGAUACAUCUGAUGUCACCAUCAACUUGUGGCGUGAUGCUGCCGUUGAGGAGCUGGUGCUUGGCAGCACAUAUAGUUUCUCGCACCUGACAAGUAGGGCUGCAGGGGGUCAGCUGCAGUCAACGGCCCACACCAACAUAAAGAUGGUGACCGUGACACAGGAGGCAGUCGGGGUGGAGGUCCUGGGUGUUGCAGAGGGCAGCACAGAAGGACAGCUGGAGGUCCUGCUGUCCAACGGAGCUCUCCUGGACAUCCAGGAGAGUUUGUGGGAGCCAUUCGAGGCUUGCCUGGAAAAAGCCAGGCUUUAUGUCACCAUAAAAUGUGCAGGGAGAAAAAAUUUACAAAUGGUGGCAGUACAAAAACCCUCCCCCCCAUUAGAGUAG